GAGUAACGUUCAGAAGAUUGCGCAGGUUCCGGUGUGUAGGAACGAGUCUUGUUUACUUUUUUCGUGUCUCUUUUUUGGUUUGUUGACAAAUGUGUUGAUGACGGUUAGGCAGUUGGACGGCAAAUUUUUUGGGCCAGCUUCGUUACCCCAGUACAGUCGCCAGUUCGAACCAUCCCUCCGUCCUCCUUGCUCCAUCUCCACCAUUAGUUAUGGUUCGUUUUUCGUUGUACCUUAGUGCUGAAGUGAACGGGGUGACGGAUCUUGCUCCUGCAGACGAAACGAGUUACUCGUACACAUUUCGUGUGAAAUGCAAUUCGUGCCGUGAAGUGCACGACAAUUUCAUGGGCAUGUGUCGCUCCGACGAGCACGAGCUCCCCUCAGGUCAUGGAAGUGCUCAUCUCGUUUGGACAUGCAAAAACUGCCAGCGAACUUCCACUGCUGUCAUCGAAAGCCCCUUCUCUCCGUACACCGGCGAAAAGCAUCCUCAAAAACUGCUCACCCUCGAAUGCCGUGGCUGUGAACCCGUUGAGUUUGUCCCUCAAGGCGUAUGGACAGCCCGAGGAGUGGAUAGCAACACUUCUUUCGCGGAAAUUGAGCUCGACGAGGAUUGGUAUGAUUACGAUGAAAAGGCCGGUGAGGAAGUUUCCAUUGUUGAGAUGGAAUGGUCGAUUGAGAGAAAGUAGAGGAUAUUGAAGGGGUGGACUGUGUUGAUACAUUUUGGUGCAUUGGGAUUGAACGGCCCGAGCCGAUGCAAACUAAUACCGUCGGUGGGUCUUCGUGUUCAACUACGCGGCCAUGUCAACAUCAGCAACCUUCUCGCUCAUGUUUUCGUUCUUGGUAGUGCUAGUUUCAUCAAUCAACUCAUAAAUGGACUGCUUCCAGGCAUCCAAACGUAAAAGGCGUUUUUCGUAGUCAACUUGGAUCAUGCUCACAAACCCGCUGAGUGGUUUGUACGGUUGUUGCCGACCGGAUCCGUAACCCUCGUCAGUGCCUGCUAGUACGUUUUCCCAUUCCUCGGUCUGGCUCAGCAUCUGCAUCCAGUAAUGCAGCUGUGAGGUUGAACUGGUAUCUUGUAACACUCCUUGGACUUGAUUUUUUUCAGUGGUAGAUAUUUGAAAGGGAUCCUUACUCGCCAUGCGAGAAGUUACUAAGAGAUAUGCUGCUGUGAGUACUCCUUUUCGAUGCAUCGGCCGCAUAUCGUCUGUGAGUACGGUAGAUGCGAGUUUACUAAUGAACGGAGCAGCAGACAGGGCUCCCAUUUUCAAGCACACAAGCUUCACUUCAUCACCCAAGCUCGUUUUCAGUUUGAGUUUCUGUGUGACAGGUGUAAGCAGCUCCUGGAAGAGAGCGUACUGUUUCUGGUAUCGUUUCUUUGGGAGAGGAAGUCCUUCAAGAGAGAUAUCCAAUUGCAACGAUGGCCGUAAUAAGUCGCAGGCCAAAUGAGAACACAUGCAGGCACGAGAUGGCUCUUCAGCUGGACGCAGAUGAACGUUUGUUUUUGACCACGCCAAAAAUGACUCGGCUAAGUUCACUAACCGUUCCUCAACGGCAUGUUUCUGACCAGGGAGAAGCAAUUGGAGAGAGGAUAGAAUUUGCUGACGUUCCAUUGAAGGGGCAGAGGCGUUGUUGGACGCUGUAUUUAUGGUUUCAAUUUACAAUAUUUCGAGUCGUUAAGAGAUGAUGAGAGAAAGACUAGAUGUGUCCUAAAACCGUAGUUCAUGUACAAUGUUUUAUAUGUAUCCUUUCGUAUAGUCUAUUUACUCCACUUCACCCCUAAAUAUCCCGUUAGAAAAGGC
Schizosaccharomyces japonicus yFS275 is the source of this 1796-nucleotide messenger RNA. Its product is annotated as DUF866 domain-containing protein. The transcript has a single exon. The record is from RefSeq and is a predicted model, not a curated record. The coding region runs from base 210 to 683 and encodes 157 amino acids. NCBI's taxonomy places the organism in Eukaryota, Fungi, Ascomycota, Schizosaccharomycetes, Schizosaccharomycetales, Schizosaccharomycetaceae.